This is a messenger RNA of Kwoniella botswanensis, 417 nucleotides long. RefSeq lists its product as uncharacterized. Lineage: Eukaryota; Fungi; Basidiomycota; Tremellomycetes; Tremellales; Cryptococcaceae. Gene Ontology annotation, molecular function: TBP-class protein binding; protein heterodimerization activity; RNA polymerase II general transcription initiation factor activity. The transcript has 5 exons. Gene Ontology annotation, cellular component: negative cofactor 2 complex. Gene Ontology annotation, biological process: RNA polymerase II preinitiation complex assembly; negative regulation of transcription by RNA polymerase II. Bases 1 to 417 code for a protein of 138 amino acids. The record is from RefSeq and is a predicted model, not a curated record.
AUGUCAGAUAGCGGUGGACCAGCAGGAGACGAUGAUAUCGGACUUCCCAAAGCGACCGUCUUCAAACUUAUCCAAGAAAUGCUUCCAGAAGAUAUAGCUUGUGCCAAGGAAGCUAAAGAUAUAAUAGUCGAAUGUUGUGUUGAAUGGGUCAAACUCAUCUCGACCCAAUCUAAUACAGUAUGUGACGAGUCAUCAAAGAAGACAAUAUCACCCGAACAUGUCAUAGAAGCUUUGAAGCAACUUGGUUUUGAAGAUUUCAUACCUGAAAUAGAAGAGAGUAACAAAGAUUUCAAGCAAUCUCAGAAGGAACGUACGAGAGCACAACCGGAUACAAACGGAAUGUCACAGGAAGAACUUCUGGCAUUACAGGAAAGACUCUUCGCUUCUAGUCAAGCUAGGUUCGAGGCUGGUCAAUGA